This is a messenger RNA of Camponotus floridanus (Florida carpenter ant), 2144 nucleotides long. Its product is annotated as facilitated trehalose transporter Tret1. The transcript is spliced from 5 exons. Bases 53 to 1669 code for a protein of 538 amino acids. Gene Ontology annotation, cellular component: membrane. Gene Ontology annotation, biological process: transmembrane transport. Gene Ontology annotation, molecular function: transmembrane transporter activity. The record is from RefSeq and is a predicted model, not a curated record. Lineage: Eukaryota; Metazoa; Arthropoda; Insecta; Hymenoptera; Formicidae.
UUAUUUAAUUGAUUGAUUGAAAAACAAGUGCAUUGAAAGAAAAAGAGCGAAUAUGGAUAUUAAUACGGCAAAAAAGUGUACUGAUAGACAAACAGAUGUUAAUAAUCCUGAUGAGUCAACGAACAUUAAUAAUAUUGUGAAUGGACAAAUGGAUGUUAAUAAUACAAAUAGACACACAUCAACAUAUGAAGAUAUCAAGAUGUUGCCCAGCAUUGAAGAAGAAAAAAAGUGGGAACGAGAUGGGGUAAUUUUUCAGAUGUUGAUGAGCUUAUAUGCCAAUGUUAUUGUGGUGGGUCCGGCGAUGAGUUUUGGUUACAGUGCUGUGGCAGAACCCGUGAUGAGAGCACCAAAAACCAAUGAUUUACAACUCAACGCUGUUCAGGCAAAUUGGAUGGCUACUGCAUCUGCGUUGGGUAUACCCCUUGGAUGUUUAGUCUCGAGCUUUGUGAUGAGACGAGGAAGGAAAAUCAGCAUGUUCGUGACAUCAUUAAUCGCACUGGCGGGUUGGAUGAUCAUUUAUAUGUCAAACAGUUACGAGCAGAUUCUUGUGGGGAGAAUCAUUUCCGGAAUAUCUGCAGGCAUGUCAUCGGUCCCGACGACGGUAUACGUGGCAGAAAUAACGGGACCGAAGUGGCGAGGUACGAUGAUGACGUGGACCAGCUUCUCCUUCGCUCUCGGUGUUCUCCUCGUUUAUAUCUUUGGAUAUAUUUUUAAGGAUGAUUGGCGACUAAUGACCUUGAUGUGUAGUCUACUCCCAGUGGUGGCGAUUGCUCUGGCUUUGCUAGUGAUACCCGAGUCACCACUGUGGCUCCGGGAUCAGAAUCGGUCUGAGGAAGCGCUGGAGAUCAUGAGAAAGUUCCGUGGUAUACCAAAAGACAUGCCGACUCCUACAGAACUUUUGCUCGAACUGAAGCCGCGGCCACAGAAGAAGAAUCAGAAUCUGCUAAAACACCUGAUGAAGAGGAGUUCUCUGGUGCCAUUUGUCAUAAUGCUUAGCUACUUCUUCUUUCAGCAAUUCUCUGGAAUCUUUAUUGUCGUAUACAACGCUGUCGCGAUUAUGGAUAAGUCUGGUGUCCAGGUAGAUCCUUAUCUCGGCGCCGUUCUAAUUGGCAUAGCACGUCUCAUAGCUAGUCUUCUAACGAGCGCAGUGUCUCGAAAAUUUGGACGACGAAUCCCGUCGAUAUUUUCCGGCAUCGGGAUGACGAUUUUUAUGGCCAGUUUGUCGCUCUACCUCUUCCUGGCUGAGAACGGAAUUGUCAUAUCAGAUAAAGGGAUAAUCCCAGCAGUAUGCAUGUUGCUGUACAUUUUCACGAGCACUUUAGGUUACCUGAUAAUGCCAUUUGCCAUGAUGGGCGAAAUAUAUCCGUCCAAAGUCAAAGAUAUACUAUCCAACUUGACGGUCGCUAUAGGUUACAUCUUCAGCGCGAUAACUGUUAAGACAUAUCCGGAUAUGCUAAAAUUGAUGAAUAUGCACGGCGUAUUUCUCUUCUUUGCAAUUAUUUCUUUCAUCGGUUUAAUAUUCAUCAUGUUAUUCCUGCCUGAGACAAAAGGAAAGACGCUGGACGAGAUCGAGGAUAUGUUUUCCAAAAAGAAGGUCUUCGAAUUACCGGCGGAAGAAGAAGUCGAAGAAGAAGUUCCAAACGCCUUCAGUCUACUAAGAAAAAAUUAAAAAAGUUACUUAUAUGGAUGUUAAGAAAUAAAGCAUAGAUUGCAAUUAAUAUUAAGUAUCCCAAAAAUGAGAGAGACAAGACCAUACAAUGUUGUGCGGUUAAUAAAAUACACGUCGUUUUGUAAUAUUUCAAGGUACGCUGACUUUUAAAAAAUGUUAUUGAUGUAAUGAGAAAUAACUCAAUAUUUAUUUGAAAUACGAGCUCUCUUCUUAGCGUGUCAUAUAUUUUACAAAGAUUUAAAAAUGAUAAAAUAUGUAGAGAUAUAUCACGUUUACAAAGAAAAAACUUAUGAUUACUUAGGAUGGACGCUUUUAUCACCUCAAUAAAGGUUUUUAAAAUGGUGACAUAAACAGUGUUACAUAUCAAAACUUAGCUUUAUAUACUAAUGUAUUCGUAAAUUAUGAAAUAUGUUAUGUAAACUUGAAGUUCUUAAAUUCAUCUAGUCUGGAAUUCAAUAAAAAUGUGUAAUUUCGA